Messenger RNA from Prunus mume (Japanese apricot), 1320 nucleotides. Its product is annotated as dof zinc finger protein DOF4.6. The record is from RefSeq and is a predicted model, not a curated record. NCBI's taxonomy places the organism in Eukaryota, Viridiplantae, Streptophyta, Magnoliopsida, Rosales, Rosaceae. Gene Ontology annotation, molecular function: DNA-binding transcription factor activity; DNA binding. Gene Ontology annotation, biological process: regulation of DNA-templated transcription.
UCUCUCUCUCUCAUACACCCAACACAUAAAGCAAGGGCCAUACAUACACAGAACGUCCACACACAAACCCUCUCACAAACAUUCUUUCUUUUUUGUUUUCCAGCUUUUGUAACCAGUUUCAAGAAAAGUGAAUUUUCUCUCUUUUUGAGGAUAACAGUUUUCUUCUUGCUUGCUAGCUCCUCUUGUACUCCAGUUUGUUGCCGCCAUGGAUACUGCUCAGUGGCCACAGGGAAUUGUGGUGAAACCAAUAGAAGAGAUAGUGACAAAUGCAUGCCCUAAGCCUGCAGCAGCAGCAGCAGUCAAUAAUUUAGAGAGGAAGGCAAGACCUCAGAAAGAACAAGCCCUAAACUGUCCAAGGUGCAACUCAACCAACACCAAAUUCUGUUACUACAACAACUACAGCCUCACACAGCCCAGGUACUUCUGCAAGACUUGUAGAAGGUACUGGACUGAAGGUGGGUCCCUCAGAAACAUCCCAGUUGGGGGGGGUUCAAGGAAGAACAAGAGAUCAUCAUCUUCUUCAGCAGUCGCUAAUUCUUCUACAACAACAUCUUCUACUUCUUCAGCAUCCAAGAGGCUUCCUGAUCUGAUACAACCCCAAAACCCAAAGAUUAAUCAAGGCCAAGAUCUAAACCUGACUUUUCCAGCCACUAAUCAAGAUUUCAGGAAUAUUAUCUCUGACCAUUUGGUUCAUCAUCAUCAACAACAUCAUCAAUUGCCCAACAACAACAACAACAUGGAAAACAGCAACAAGCAGAACCACAUUAAUAUUUCUGCUUCUUCCCCAUCUUCUACCACCACCACCACCACAUCUCACCUCUCAGCUUUGGAGCUUCUCACUGGAUUGACUUCAAGGGGUUUGAAUUCCUUCAUGCCUAUGCCAGUUCCAGACCCCAACAACAACAACAACACUGUAUAUAGCACCACAUCUGGGUUCCCUAUGCAGGAUUUCAAGCCAACACUUAAUUUUUCCCUGGAUGGGCUUGGAAGUGGAUAUGGGAGUCUGCAAGGUGUUCAAGAGAGCAGUGGGAGGCUUUUGUUCCCAUUUGAAGAUUUGAAGCAAGUUUCAAGCACUGGAGGAGGGAUUGAGCAGAACAAGGAGCAUGGAGACUCAACUGGGUAUUGGACAGGAAUGUUAGGAGGAGGAUCAUGGUAAUUAAAAUAAGAAGAUGAAAAGAAAAAAAAAAAUCAUGGGGUCUUUUUCCUUUUUCUUCUUCUUUAAUUCUGAUUUAAAACUCAUUGUUAAUCUCUCAUGGUGGGUGACUUGUUUGGAUUUCUUCAUAACUAACAGAAUAGGAUACAUGGGUUUUCUUUUAAUUA